Molecule: messenger RNA, 4377 nt
Organism: Piliocolobus tephrosceles (Ugandan red Colobus)
Lineage: Eukaryota; Metazoa; Chordata; Mammalia; Primates; Cercopithecidae
Gene: AP3D1
Product: adaptor related protein complex 3 subunit delta 1
Exons: 31
Coding region: 288-3938 (1216 amino acids)
Biological process (GO): synaptic vesicle membrane organization; Golgi to vacuole transport; synaptic vesicle budding from endosome
Cellular component (GO): membrane coat; terminal bouton; AP-3 adaptor complex
Source: RefSeq, a predicted model, not a curated record
GUGGGGCUUCCGAGGCCGGCUCGGCUGGGACCGGGCGCUCGCGGUCAGCUGACCCGCCGCCAUCUUGUCCGCCAUUUGCAAGUGGCCCGGAGCAAGAUCGCGGCACCUGCCGAGCGGGUUGCCAGCUCUGCGGCGGUCUUUGGACCCCGCCGCCGCCCUGGCCUGGGAGCCUGCCCCGCCGCAGCAGCCGGCAGCGCAGCGCUCCGCGGGCGGCAGGCGCGGGCCCCAGGCCCCCUCACGGCGCCCAGCCGCGGGCCUCCCGGGGCAAAAGCCCGUGGGCCGCCGCGAUGGCCCUCAAGAUGGUGAAGGGCAGCAUCGACCGCAUGUUCGACAAGAAUCUGCAGGACUUGGUCCGCGGCAUCCGUAACCACAAGGAGGACGAGGCAAAAUACAUCUCUCAGUGCAUCGAUGAGAUCAAGCAGGAGCUGAAGCAGGACAACAUCGCGGUGAAGGCGAACGCGGUCUGCAAGCUGACGUAUUUACAGAUGUUGGGAUACGACAUCAGCUGGGCCGCCUUCAACAUCAUAGAAGUGAUGAGUGCCUCCAAGUUCACCUUCAAGCGAAUCGGCUACCUCGCUGCUUCCCAGAGCUUUCACGAAGGCACCGACGUCAUCAUGCUGACCACCAAUCAGAUCCGUAAGGACCUGAGCAGCCCCAGCCAGUACGACACAGGCGUUGCACUGACGGGUCUGUCCUGCUUCGUCACCCCAGACCUUGCCAGAGACCUGGCAAAUGACAUCAUGACACUGAUGUCGCACACCAAGCCCUACAUCAGGAAGAAGGCCGUGCUGAUCAUGUACAAGGUGUUCCUGAAGUACCCUGAGUCGCUGCGUCCCGCCUUUCCCCGGCUGAAGGAGAAGCUGGAGGACCCCGACCCUGGGGUUCAGUCGGCUGCUGUCAACGUCAUCUGCGAGCUGGCCAGACGGAACCCUAAGAACUACCUGUCCCUGGCCCCACUCUUCUUCAAGCUGAUGACGUCCUCCACCAACAACUGGGUCCUCAUCAAGAUCAUCAAGCUGUUUGGUGCUCUGACUCCUUUGGAGCCACGGCUGGGCAAGAAGCUCAUUGAGCCCCUUACCAACCUCAUCCACAGCACGUCUGCCAUGUCCCUCCUCUACGAAUGUGUGAACACCGUGAUUGCAGUGCUCAUCUCCUUGUCUUCCGGCAUGCCCAACCACAGCGCCAGCAUCCAGCUUUGUGUUCAGAAGUUAAGGAUAUUGAUCGAGGACUCUGAUCAGAACUUGAAGUACCUGGGGCUGCUGGCCAUGUCCAAGAUCCUGAAGACCCACCCUAAGUCCGUGCAGUCCCACAAGGACCUCAUCCUGCAGUGCCUGGAUGACAAGGACGAGUCCAUCCGGCUGCGGGCCCUCGACCUACUGUAUGGGAUGGUGUCCAAGAAGAACCUGAUGGAGAUCGUGAAGAAGCUGAUGACCCACGUGGACAAGGCAGAGGGCACCACCUACCGAGACGAGCUGCUCACCAAGAUCAUCGACAUCUGCAGCCAGUCCAACUACCAGUACAUCACCAACUUCGAGUGGUACAUCAGCAUCCUGGUGGAGCUGACCCGGCUGGAGGGCACGCGGCACGGCCACCUCAUCGCCGCCCAAAUGCUGGACGUGGCCAUCCGUGUGAAGGCCAUCCGCAAGUUCGCCGUCUCCCAGAUGUCCGCACUGCUCGACAGUGCACACCUGCUGGCCAGCAGCACCCAGCGGAACGGGAUCUGUGAGGUGCUCUAUGCUGCCGCCUGGAUCUGCGGGGAGUUCUCAGAGCAUCUGCAGGAACCGCACCACACUCUGGAGGCCAUGCUGCGGCCCAAAGUCACCACGCUGCCAGGCCACAUCCAGGCCGUGUAUGUGCAGAACGUGGUCAAGCUGUACGCCAACAUCCUGCAGCAGAAGGAGCAGGCCGGGGAGGCAGAGGGCGCCCAGGCCGUCACCCAGCUCAUGGUGGACCGACUGCCCCAGUUUGUGCAGAGCGCAGACCUGGAGGUGCAGGAGCGGGCGUCCUGCAUUCUGCAGCUGGUCAAGCACAUCCAGAAGCUUCAGGCCAAGGACGUGCCUGUGGCGGAGGAGGUCAGCGCUCUCUUUGCUGGGGAGCUGAACCCAGUGGCCCCCAAGGCCCAGAAGAAGGUUCCAGUUCCUGAAGGCCUGGACCUGGACGCCUGGAUCAAUGAGCCACUCUCGGACAGCGAGUCAGAGGACGAGAGGCCCAGGGCCGUCUUCCACGAGGAGGAGCAGCGGCGACCCAAGCACCGGCCGUCCGAGGCGGACGAGGAGGAGCUGGCUCGGCGCCGAGAGGCCCGGAAGCAGGAGCAGGCCAACAACCCCUUCUACAUCAAGAGCUCGCCGUCACCACAGAAGCGGUACCAGGACACCCCGGGCGUGGAGCACAUUCCCGUGGUGCAGAUCGAUCUCUCCGUCCCGUUGAAGGUUCCAGGGCUGCCCAUGUCGGACCAGUACGUGAAGCUGGAGGAGGAGCGGCGGCACCGGCAGAAGCUGGAGAAGGACAAGAGGAGGAAAAAGAGGAAGGAGAAGGAGAAGAAGGGCAAGCGCCGCCACAGCUCGCUGCCCACGGAGAGCGACGAGGACAUUGCCCCUGCCCAGCAGGUGGACAUUGUCACGGAGGAGAUGCCUGAGAACGCUCUGCCCAGCGAUGAGGAUGACAAAGACCCCAAUGAUCCCUACAGGGCUCUGGACAUUGACCUGGAUAAGCCCUUAGCUGACAGCGAGAAGCUGCCUGUUCAGAAACACAGAAACGCCGAGACCUCAAAAUCCCCCGAGAAGGAUGUUCCCAUGGUGGAAAAGAAAAGCAAGAAACCCAAGAAGAAAGAGAAAAAGCACAAAGAGAAAGAGAGAGACAAGGAGAAGAAGAGGGAGAAGGAGAAGAAGGCUGAGGACCUGGACUUCUGGCUGUCUACCACCCCACCACCUGCCCCCGUCCCCGCCCCCGCCCCAUCCACGCAGGAGCUCAGUGUGGACGCCAUCACUACCCCGAAGGACGAGUGUGAGGACGCCAAGACGGAGGCGCAGGACGAGGAGGGCAAUGCUGAGGGGCAAGACCAGGACAAGAAAUCUCCCAAGCAUAAGAAGAAGAAGCACAAGAAGGAGAAGGAGGAGCGGACCAAAGGCAAGAAGAAGUCCAAGAAGCAGCCUCUGGGCAGCGAGGAGGCGGCGGGGGAGCCGGUGCAGAACGGCGCAGCAGAGGAGGAGCCGCUCCCGCCUGAGUCCAGCUACUCCCUCCUCGCUGAAAAUUCUUAUGUUAAAAUGACCUGUGACAUCCGGGGCAGUGUGCAGGAGGACAGCCAGGUCACCGUGGCCAUCGUGCUGGAGAACCGGAGCAGCAGCAUCCUCAAGGGCAUGGAGCUCAGCGUGCUGGACUCCCUCAAUGCCAGGAUGGCCCGGCCGCAGGGCUCCUCCGUCCAUGAUGGCGUCCCCGUGCCUUUCCAGCUGCCCCCGGGCGUCUCCAACGAAGCCCAGUAUGUGUUCACCAUCCAGAGCAUUGUCAUGGCACAGAAGCUCAAGGGAACCCUGUCCUUCAUUGCCAAGAAUGACGAGGGCGCAACCCACGAGAAGCUGGACUUCCGGCUGCACUUCACCUGCAGCUCCUACCUGACGACCACGCCCUGCUACAGUGACGCCUUUGCCAAGUUGCUGGAGUCUGGGGACUUGAGCAUGAGCUCAGUCAAAGUCGAUGGCAUUCGGAUGUCCUUCCAGAACCUUCUGGCGAAGAUCUGUUUUCACCACCAUUUUUCUGUUGUGGAGCGAGUGGACUCCUGCGCCUCCAUGUACAGCCGCUCCAUCCAGGGCCACCACAUCUGUCUCCUGGUGAAAAAGGUGAGCCUUCGGCCGCUGCACACACCCUGGCUCCCCCUCUCCUGGGGUCACGCCCAGGCCUUCGUCCUGGUGAGCCUUGGGACUUCGAGGGCUCGAGGACAGUGAUGGCAGCACCGCGGCUGUGAGCCCCUCACCUGCGCCAGCGCCACUCAGCAGCGCAGACCUUCCCUCAGCAAUACGGGGCUUCUGCCUCCUGCUGUGCUGCUCACCCCAGGCUGACACAUGGCUCUGGGGGCCCCCACUCCCACUGCUCCUGCCCCCCACCCCACCUCUGUGCACAAGGCAGCCAAGGCCCUGGGGUCAGACUCUCCACCUGUCACUGCUGAGCUUCCAGAAUGACUCCUCGCUCCCUCCGCUCCGGGCGGCCUCCUCAGUAUUGCAGGGUGGUUGUCUUCACAGUGUGUCGACUGCCAAACGCGGUGUGUGACUGUUUUGUUGAGGGCUUUCGUGUCUGUAUAUGAGGAGUUGGGUCUUUAGUUUUCUUUUCUGGUACCACCUUUGGUUUUGUCAUCCAGUGACCUCAUCAGAGACACAGGAGAAUGUG